Lasiosphaeria miniovina is the source of this 765-nucleotide messenger RNA. RefSeq lists its product as uncharacterized. The record is from RefSeq and is a predicted model, not a curated record. NCBI's taxonomy places the organism in Eukaryota, Fungi, Ascomycota, Sordariomycetes, Sordariales, Lasiosphaeriaceae. The transcript has a single exon. The coding region runs from base 1 to 765 and encodes 254 amino acids.
AUGGACUGCAUCGUCCUGGCCUUCGGCGCUCGCCGCCGCGUUAUUGCGCGGCCCGACACGUACGGCGAGCUCCUCACUCAGGCUCGCCAAAUCUACGACAUCGACGCGGGCAUCAAAUUCCACCCGUGUAUGGAGUACCGCCUUGCCUCGGGCACCGUCGUCAAGGUCGAGGUCGACGCCUCGGCCUACUCGCUGGUCAAGGACGGCACCGAGGUCCGCUGCGAGCUCGUCCACGAGCAGCACAACCCCAAAUUCCAGGUCUCGGCCCAGCAGCAGGUCGGCUCGGACACCCCAGGGUGGGGCCACACCAUCGGCGCCGCGCCAGGGCACGAGGCCCAGGGCGGCCGGAAGAGCGCCGGUGAGCACCAGAGAUCGCCGCUAGCUGCCAAUCAGAGCUGCAGCAGCAGCAGCAGCAACAACAGCAACAGCAAUAGCAACAGCAACAGCAACAGCAACAACCAGACGGAGCCCACGAGCGCCCCCGCCUCCUCCCCCUCGCUGGUAGUAAGCGCCAGGCCGGCGUCGCACUCGGGGUUCUCCCCCUCUGGCAGCCCGCGAGUGGCGGGCACCUUCGCGCUGUCGAUGCCAGCACAACCGGUGCCGAGCACCUGGGUCCCGUACCCAUCGAACUUCGACGACAGCCCGACGCGCAAGCGGCGUCAGGGAAUGAAGACGACGCGCCGGAAGAUCCCAGCAUGGAAGAAGCCCAAGGUCUCGAGCGCGACCUUUGCGAACCCCGAGGACGAGAAGCCGGCCCAGAUUUAA